CGCCAUCUGCGAACUGGCUUGCUCUACAAAAGAAACUGAAACCGGGCACAAAUAGUGCAUUUCUUGGAUCCCGGAAGAGGCGAAAAAUUACUCAUGGCCACGCGCGCGAGAUGUCUACAACUUCGAGCGUGAGCGAAGUCCUAGCAAAAGCACUCGAAACGGACGCCCACUUCCCUCGCGGCAUUGAGCCACCAGUUGCGUCGACGUCUGCUGUCAAAAUAGGACUGAAGGAUACAGGAGAGUCCAAGAAUGGCGAGUCGGUGGAUGCGCUGCGAAAGUUGAUAUUGGGAGAGCUGGCAGCAGUUCCAAGAAAGAUAGGUGCAAAGGUGUACGUUGCCAUCGACUGCGAGAUGGUCGGUCUUGGUAUUAAAGGCUCAGAAUCGUCUCUUGCGCGUGUCUCUAUCAUCGAUUUCAAUGGUGUAGUGGAGUUGGACGAGAUUGUCCAGCAAAAGGAGCGAGUCGUUGACUACCGAACAAAGUGGAGUGGCAUUCGGCCAGAAGAUAUGACCAGAGCCAAACCGUUUCGAGAAGUACAAAACCGAGUUGCCGCGCUGAUUGAAGGCAAAGUACUUGUCGGGCAUGCGGUUCAUAAUGAUCUCAAGGCGCUUCUUCUAUCUCACCCCCACUACCUCACAAGAGAUACCCAAGUUCUCGCUGCCAAGCACAACGUGGUCAAGAGCAAAAGGCCUUCACUUCGUCAUUUGGUCGAGCAUGAAUUCGGGAUCGCGAUCCAAGAGGGUGAACACUCGUCUGUCAUCGACGCAAGAGCGACCAUGGCUAUAUUUCGAUUACACCGCAAGGUAUGGGAGAGUAGUAACACGGCAGCGUUCAUGCGCAAAAAUUUGCUGAACCUGUUCCCUGUCUCCCCUGCCGAGGCGAAGACGCUGGCGGUUGAAGCAAAAGCGAAUGACGUUACGUCUCAAGGUGUGGAAGACGGCACCUACGUACGGAAGCGUCAAGCAGAAAUCCACAGCCCAGCUUCGGCAAAGGAGAUUCUCCAAACCAAGGUUCGCGCGCGAGCUCCUUCAUUUCCCCGCGGAGGGCGAAAGGGCAUCAGCUCCGGUCUGGCAACGGUCACCAAACGUAGGGACCCGAAGUCGGCAUGGUGGAAAGAGCUCAAGUAACCGUCGUGAUCGUCAUACAUUUGUUAAACUCUUCAUAUCUACUGUUUACUGCUAUUCGUGCCGCUUGGUUUAAGGAGAUGAACCCCCAUUCACACGGAAGCCACUGUGCUUCGAGCUUGUUGAUUGUCGUUGGAUACU
Phanerochaete carnosa HHB-10118-sp is the source of this 1262-nucleotide messenger RNA. RefSeq lists its product as uncharacterized. The record is from RefSeq and is a predicted model, not a curated record. Bases 111 to 1124 code for a protein of 337 amino acids. NCBI's taxonomy places the organism in Eukaryota, Fungi, Basidiomycota, Agaricomycetes, Polyporales, Phanerochaetaceae. Gene Ontology annotation, molecular function: nucleic acid binding; 3'-5' exonuclease activity. Gene Ontology annotation, cellular component: nucleus. Gene Ontology annotation, biological process: rRNA processing. The transcript is spliced from 7 exons.